Messenger RNA from Cornus florida, 2158 nucleotides. RefSeq names its product probable GABA transporter 2. The transcript has 7 exons. NCBI's taxonomy places the organism in Eukaryota, Viridiplantae, Streptophyta, Magnoliopsida, Cornales, Cornaceae. The coding region runs from base 282 to 1637 and encodes 451 amino acids. Gene Ontology annotation, cellular component: plasma membrane. The record is from RefSeq and is a predicted model, not a curated record.
CUCCAGUUGUUUAAAAACUACUCUGUUUGUAUAGUAUUACAAAUAACACUAUUCAUAUCUAUAUAUUAUAUAUAUCGCCAGACAAAGACGUUCACAUUGCGUUAAGCUUAGAUUUUCUCGUCUUCGCAACACCAUAGUUCAGGAAUCAUCUUGCCUUUCUCUCUCUAGAUCUCUCUCUCUCCUACUAAUCUGUGCCUCUGUUAUGGGUAAUCUGUAACUACUGCUAUAUCCUCCUCUCUCUCUUUCUAUAUAUACACACAUAUAUACUUGUGUGAGUAUAUAUGGCAGGGCCUCCCGGAGAGAAUCCUUUGCUGGAGAUUGGUCGGGAAAAUGACGCCGGAGCAAUCUUCGUCCUUGAAUCGAAAGGGCAGUGGUGGCACGCGGGGUUUCAUCUGACGACGGCGGUUGUGGGGCCCACAAUCCUGACGUUGCCGUACGCAUUCAGAGGCCUCGGGUGGGGCCUAGGGUUCUUGUGCUUGACGGCGAUGGGAGUUGUCAGCUUCUAUUGCUUCUAUCUCAUGUCUCUGGUUCUCCAUCACUGCGAGAAAGAAGGUCGUCGCCACAUCCGAUUCCGGGAAUUCGCCGCCGACGUGUUGGGAUCUGGAUGGAUGUUCUACUUUGUGAUAUUUAUCCAAACAGCAGUAAACACCGGUGUUGGAAUAGGAGCUAUUUUGCUAUCAGGAGAAUGCCUCCAGAUCAUGUAUACGACCAUUUCCCCCAAUGGGCCAUUAAAAUUAUACGACUUCAUAGCAAUGGUGACAGUGAUAAUGAUAGUUCUGUCUCAGCUUCCAACCUUCCACUCUCUGAGGCACAUCAACAUGGUUUCGCUUCUUCUCUGCUUGGGUUACACUUCCCUUGUGGUUAGUGCCUGUAUUUAUGCAGGUACAUCAAACAAUGCACCCAAAAAGGACUACUCCUUAGAAACUUCAGACUCAGCAAGGGUUUUCAGCGCCUUCACUUCAAUCUCCAUUAUGGCUUCCAUAUUUGGGAAUGGAAUACUACCUGAAAUCCAAGCAACUCUGGCUCCACCAACUACUGGGAAGAUGCUUAAAGGCCUUCUUAUGUGUUACUCUGUAAUUAUUGUUACUUUCUACUCCGCUGCAGUUUCUGGAUAUUGGGCGUUUGGAAACCAAUCUGAUGGAAACAUUCUUAAUAGCCUAAUGCCUGAUGAUGUUACUUUGGUGCCAACAUGGGUUUUAGCCCUUGCGGUUAUUUUUGUUCUCCUUCAACUCUUUGCCAUUGGACUGGUUUAUUCCCAAGUAGCUUAUGAGAUCAUGGAAAAGAAAUCAGCUGAUGUGAACCAAGGGAUGUUCUCAAAAAGAAACCUAAUUCCGAGAAUAAUUCUCCGAUCACUGUACGUGAUAUUCUGCGGAUUCGUUGCAGCUAUGCUACCAUUCUUUGGAGACAUUAAUGGGGUGGUAGGAGCUAUUGGCUUCAUCCCCUUGGAUUUCAUCCUCCCAAUGCUGCUCUACAACAUGACUUAUAAGCCCUCAAGAUCAUCGCUCAUCUAUUGGAUCAACAUGUCUAUAAUGAUAGUCUUCACUGGUGUAGGACUCUUGGGCUCAUUCUCUUCUAUUCGACAGUUGGUUCUUGAUGCCAGCAAGUUCAAGCUCUUUAGCAGUGAAGUGGUCAAUUGACUUCAUAUUCCCACUAUGAUGAACUCUCUCGUAUGCAGGAGGGACUCAUCCCUUGUCCGGAGAAGGGAAACCUUUCUCAAUUUGGCGUGCCCACCGGGACUACACAGGUGUAAAUAAACACCAGCAUGUUGUUUUAGGAAGGACAAUGAUUUCGGAACAUUCAAUUGCAAUCUUGUACACGAAACACUUAAUAUUCAGAAUUCGGGAAAUCAGAGAAGUGCAGAGUUCAGUUGUCUGGUUACUGCAAAACCGCCAUUAAGGUGCUUUUUAUAAAGAUGAAAAAUCCGAUUAGAGCCGAUAAAAAGUUGGUUCUGUGAAUGUUUAAUUUCUGAUCAGUUCCUAAAAUAGCCUUAGUCUGUGUUUUUUUUUUAAAACUCUAUAUAACCAGUGAUGUGUGCUACUUCAAUCAUCUAAUGUUUGCAUAUAGUUUGUGGCUGUACAAUGUGAAUAGUUUUUGAGUGAAUUCUUAACUGAUGGGAAGGAGAUUUAGCUUAUGUCAAUAAAGUUUUUUUUUUGAACUA